AUGACUUCGAGAAACUCAGCACCAGUCCAGAUCUUCCCUGCUCUCGGUGCUUCUCUACACAACGUCUUAACUCGAGUCAAAUCCCAUCCACACGUCUAUCCUGCGAUCGACCUAGCCUACUCUUCCACGGAACCUCUAUUGAAACCAGUGGUACUACAGCUGCCCUCCAACGGGUUACGCUUGCGCUUUGACGGCCCCGACCAGAGACUCAGGUUGAUUGAAGUGCUAGAUUUCUCUCGAGUGAAUUUGAUCUACAAAAGCCAGGAUGUGCUCAAGCUUGGAAAAACAGACGAACUGGCGACCUCCCCGCAAGGUCCCAGUUUCCGACAUGUCUACAACCGCUUGUUCGGUCCGUCUUACCCUGGCGAGUAUGUUCCGCCGGCGGACAGGUCUUCUUACGGUACCUACGUGCUAUCGUACCCGGGAGUCGCAUUCUCCUUCCCACUCCAGCACUCGGCAUGGUCCGACCAGUGCGACUUUGUAGCCUUGCUUUCGUCCUCUGCUGCUCUGCCAGCGACCUCCAUGUCCAUCUUCCAAGGGUCCUCCUGGCCAGAGGUUCGCAUGAAGCUGUUCACUCAACCGCCUCAGGGUCCACGAUUUUCUGCUGUUGUUGGCAAAUCACGAGAUUCCUUCGCCGAUGAGAUUGAGGAAAUUCAUAUCCUCGGCGCUGGCAAGCUAGAAGUGAUUCGGCGAACGAGUCCCCCGUUGCUCAUCAACCUCGGGCAAACCACUCCCCAAGACUUGAUCGCUGGGUUUGGACCUCCAGAUGCUAUUUAUCGUAAACAUGACCGGCGAAUCUCCAUUCACCGUGCAACAGGGGCUGGCGGUGGGGAUCCUCUGCAUAUGAGCCCCCCGCCAGGACGAGCGAUGGAUAUACCUGACACUGAUCAUUCCUCUAGUAACAGCGUAACAGAUGACUCGGAUGAGGAAAUUUCUCCAGGAAAUAUCGGUGACCCAACUUCCUUGCCCGCGGAAUGCUUCUUCAACUACUUUCAUCACGGAUUCGAUGCCUUCGUUUCAUACCCAACUACAGCAGGGCCGGCCUUCCCGAACUCUGGAAUCCCUGACCCAUCUCCUCCGCCCUCUUCAUCUCAGCUGACCGUAACGAAAUUGAUUCUUCAUGGAAAUGUACCAGGGUCGUAUCCUUUUAAUCGUCACCGCCGAAGCCGCUGGAUGAUUCAUCUCGACCAGUCUGGCGAUGGUCUUACUUCUGAAACGCCAUAUGACGAAAUUUCUGAGCGGCUCCGCGAGGUUUGGAAAGGGUCAUAUGGCAACCAAGCAGAGGAGCGUGCUACACAACGGCCCAUGGUGUUGAACCGAGGCUGGGGCGACAGUCCGGAGAGCAGCGUCGAGUUCCUCGGGGGUUGGGAAGAAACCACAGCCCGAGGACCCAGGACUGGUCCGGAUGGGCAAGAUGGCGGCUUGGGAAAUACGGAACUCUUUGGAUUUCCAGGCCUUUUGUUUGAAGUGUUGAAGAAUAGCGCAGUGAGCUGUUUGACGGUCUAUUAA
Molecule: messenger RNA, 1509 nt
Organism: Penicillium odoratum
Lineage: Eukaryota; Fungi; Ascomycota; Eurotiomycetes; Eurotiales; Aspergillaceae
Product: UPF0183 domain protein
Exons: 2
Coding region: 1-1509 (502 amino acids)
Biological process (GO): Golgi to plasma membrane protein transport
Cellular component (GO): trans-Golgi network
Source: RefSeq, a predicted model, not a curated record